AUGGCACUGUAUCCUGACACAUUUAAAGAAUUAUUUGUAGCAGGAGAGAAGGAGUUGGCUGCUGAUGACAUUUUUACACUCUACGGUUCUGAGACUGAUUUAAAAGAGAUAAUUUCAGACACUAUUACAAGUUUGAAGUGGCAAACAGUGUUUGGAAAGGUGAAAGAAAAAGAUACCUCUCCUGAUUCUAGUUUCAUUGAGUCUCUUGCAAAUGAGUACAAAGGAUGCRAGGAUAAGGUGCUGGUGGAGGAMAUUAAAGCAAAUGCUUCAAAGCAAAGACAGAAAAUACUAAUUGGAAACACAAAGAAUGSUAGUAGGAUUGCCUAUGAAGGAGUGACACCUCAAGAAAUAUCCUCUCGGAUUGAGGCUGCAAAAGCAGUGGGGAGAGUUAGRCAUUAUAGUGAUGAAAAGMGUCGCUUGCUCUCCAUUGUUGCUCUUCAMUACUCUUACAGACAGCUUCAAGGGUGGUUUGGGUGCUCUCCAAAUGCUGUUGCUGCAGCAAGAGUUCMUUGUUUGUUAUUUGGACGUGGUGGAACUCCCCCAACAACACUUAAAUUCUCAAGACAGAGAGUUARCCCUCAACUUAUUGAAGAGUUUACCGAGUUUCUUCAUAGGGAUGGCAUUUCAAGAGCUUCAUCCUGCCGAAGUGUGCUUGUGAAUGGAACUGAAACACCCAUCAGAUAUUGGCAGGAUUCCAUCAAAAAUGUUGUACAAYAGUAUUGUCUUGAGUUUCCUGAUGGAGUCAAGAGAACCUACAUUUAUUCUCACCUUCCAGAGAAUUUUCGGUCAAAUUCAAUGCUUGCAGGCCUUUGCAAUCUCUGUGAUGAAUUUGGUCACACAAAUUUUGACAACCUGUGUUCUCUAUCAGAAGAGAUUAGCAAUGCUACAGCACAUGAUGUCAACUACAGCUCAYUUACAAAGGAGAUACGGAAUUACCAAACUUUCCUAAAGACUCGAUAUGCCAAAAUGACUGCAAGGCAUUCACCUUGCRCUGAAUUCUGUAUGGRAUAUGCUGUGGGUACAUGCAGGGAGAACCAUUUAUCUGUUUGUCCAGAAAUCAAUGCRUUUUACAGUGCUAUUUCCACCCUUUCUAAUGCCUUGGAACAACCAACAGGCACAACAGACAUCACAAAACUUAAGCAACGCCUACAAGAGUCUGUGAAAGCACACCAAAGUUAUGUCAGUCAUCUUUUAAGAACAAAACAUCAAAGUGACUAUUAUCAAUAUGUUUUAAAGAAUCUGAAGCCAGGGCAAUGUGUUGUUGUGGUUGACGAUAAGAUGAAACUGGAAUUAGGAAAAAGGAUGAGGGAAAUACAACGAGAUUGGUACGGUAAAAGAGGCAUAUCCAUUUUUGGUUUCUAUGUAAUUGCAAAGAUAUUUGAUACACAGCGCAAAGCAGAAAUCAUUGACCUCUGGAGUGAUGAUACAAAGCAGGACACAUGGUUCAGUCAGAGUGCCAUGGAUGUAGGAUUUGCCUGGAUGGAGAAAGCAUUCCCUGGAUUUGAGGUUUACYUAUUUUCUGGUAGGUAA
Molecule: messenger RNA, 1530 nt
Organism: Exaiptasia diaphana
Lineage: Eukaryota; Metazoa; Cnidaria; Anthozoa; Actiniaria; Aiptasiidae
Exons: 2
Coding region: 1-1530 (509 amino acids)
Source: RefSeq, a predicted model, not a curated record